Messenger RNA from Neltuma alba, 1705 nucleotides. Its product is annotated as E3 ubiquitin-protein ligase HAKAI homolog. The transcript has 4 exons. NCBI's taxonomy places the organism in Eukaryota, Viridiplantae, Streptophyta, Magnoliopsida, Fabales, Fabaceae. Gene Ontology annotation, molecular function: ubiquitin protein ligase activity. The coding region runs from base 212 to 1540 and encodes 442 amino acids. Gene Ontology annotation, biological process: regulation of cell adhesion; protein ubiquitination. The record is from RefSeq and is a predicted model, not a curated record.
UUCGCAGGCGGAAAGCUUUGCCCCACGGUGACCGAAUGGCUUUGCAAUGAAAAAGCUGAGACUUCAAGCUCGUGGGUGAAGCCGCUGUGCCUCUCACUGUGCUCCUAUAGGGAGCAUCUGUUGCCGUGGUCAUAAAUACAAUUUGAAGUACUGAAUUGCUGAUUGUUUGAUUUAAAGGAGUUUGAGAGUUCAGGGAAGUUUUUGGUCCACCAUGCUUCAGAUUCGGCUUAGCAAGGUUCCCGCUUCUGAAGGUUUAGCAGGGGUGAAACCCUCGCCUGUCGAGACUGUUACAGUUACUUGUCCCGAUCAUCUUGUUCUUGCUGAUCUUCCUGUAGCGAAGGGCAUAGGUUCAGCAACUGCUACUUCACUGGUGAAGACUCUUGGACGUAGAUCUCGCCGCCAAUGUGGUGAUUGUGUCCACUUCUGUGUUCGUUGUGACUUCCCAAUUGCAAUCUAUGGACGGCUGAGCCCUUGUGAGCAUGCCUUCUGUCUUGAUUGUGCUAGGAGCGAUUCAAUAUGCUACCUGUGUGAUGAACGAAUCCAGAAAAUUCAGACAAUCAAAAUGUUAGAAGGAAUAUUCAUCUGUGCAGCUCCUCACUGUUUCAAGUCUUUCUUGAAGAAGUCAGAAUUUGAAAUGCAUAUCCAAGAUGUACAUGCUGACCUUCUCCGGCCCAAUGUAGAUAAAGAAGAUGGAAAUGAGUCAGAGACAAAUAGUGUUCGGCAAUCUGCAAUGUCAGAUGCUUCUGCUCGAGCUCCCCAAAGGCCUGUUUUCUCUCCUGGUUCAAAUUCCCAGCUACCUGAUCGAGAAGACAAGGCGGGUCAACAACCACCAAGAGAUCAACCACCUUCAAGGCCGACUCUGCAGCCAAAGCCACCAUCUUUUGGUCAAGUUCAAAAUCACUCUGCAGAUCUCCAGUCUGGCUCUAAUGGAGGUAUUCCCCAGGGCUUCUAUCAACAAAGUUCUGAUAUGCAGCGACCUCUGCAAGAACCUUCCCAGUUUCCAGACAGGCAUCGAGGAGUCACACCGGAGACACCACUCCCUGAUUAUCCACCCAUGCAUUCGUCCCAGACACCCAAUUUCGCAGUGCCAGUUAAUGCUAACCCAAUGUUGAAUCCUCCAGUGCCAUUUGGUUAUCCUCCUUACCCGCCACAUGAGGGAGCUCCGCCAUUUUAUGUGAACCCGUAUGAUAUGCGCCGGCAGGACUCAGCUUCUGAAGGAGGUGGAGACCAGAGUUCCUUACUUGGUUUUCCGCCGGGUGCUGCAGCUGGCACUAAUUUUCCAGCAAAUUAUCCCCAGCCCUUGAAUGCAGGAGCUGGGGGCCUACCUUUUGAACAAGGGCACAGUGGUAUGGCUAUGGAUCCACGAGACGCUAAAGGAAUGUUGGCACCACAUUCCAUGCCCCUCCCACCUCCUCCUCCACCACCAUUGCCGCCCAUGUCCCAUCUGAACCAGAAAUAUUAUUCUGGUGAGUUCGGGCAUAAUGGACAUGGUUAUGGUUGGCAGCAUGACAAUCGUGAAACCUUUGGUGGUCAGGACUAGUGGGCUCCGGGUCACGAGUCCUAGCCCACGAGUCCUUCGUUCUUAUUGGUGUUAUCUAGUAAUCGUUCAUGCGCCCAUUGGUAAUGAAUUUUGUGUUCAAGACUGAAAAACGAAAUAUGCAAUAUAUAAUUAUUUAGUUUAUGCAAUAUUUUAUUCAUUUUUAAA